CUUUUCUAUCUCCCCUACCCUUCUAAAUCAGAUGGAUCGAUCGAUGCACAUCUACGCAUCUCAUCUUCUCUGCGCGAAUCUCCUUUUCUCUGCAUCUCAUCUUCUCCACAAUCUUCUCUGCAUCUUGUCUUCUCCGCAUCAUCAUAUCUCUUCCUCUCCGUGCAGCUCUAUCGACUUCACUGGAAGCCGCCACUAUCUCCAUCGCAUGCCACUGAUAUCUCCACUGCACUCCUCUUCUCCCCUGCAGAUCUAGCCAUCGUCCAUGUCGAUUUACGGUGCUGGACUUGUGACAGCGACGGAGGUGCUCAGAGGUGUAGUGGUGGCGCCGGAUUUAACACUUGCAACAACGAUGAAGUUGUGACGGCGGCGGAGGAUGGCAACACCGGUGGGCGGCAAUGAUGUACCUUCAGGGAUGCGGCGGCAGGCGGCGCCGGUGACUGACGGCGCCAGCAGUAGGCGGCGCUGCGGGAGGGCGGCAACGGCGAAUGAUGAUGGUUGUGGACAGCGAUGCUGGUUUGGGAGGCUGCAUCUCGAACUUGUCUUAGUAUCUGGUGAACACGGUUACUCAGAUUUUGAAAUGUGUUGCCUUAUUUAUAAUAAGGGACCCAAGAUUCAUUACAAAAUUUGCCGUAAAAAACUUCAAUUUGAGGUGGCCAUACACAAUCAGCUGGAUUUCUAGACGACACCUUCGUCACGUUGUCUGCACAGACAGUGGCGGAACCAGAACUCUUUUUGAGGGGGUGCUGAGAACCAUCCUCCGAUGAAGCAUCAAAACCCCUCAAAAACCCCUAUGUUUUUACUUGGAUACUUUUUCAAUCCAGAUACGACUCGAUCAGGUUAGACUAGACAAAACCAGACCAAAAAAUUUCAAUACAAUUAAAAAACGUCUUUACUACUCGAAACGGACAUGAUCUCUACACAAAGAAUCAAAAUCACAAAUACAUUCACAUAAACCUUGAUCAGCAACCAUCUUAUCGAUCAGAAUUGAAUUAACAAGAGACAAUUUCGACCUUUUUUGUAGAGGCUUUGAAGAGUACUCUUCACUUGUUAUUAGAAAUUAAAAGUUUUAACAUAAUUAACCUAUUAAAUUAUACAACAAAUGCAUAUAAUAAUAAGCUAUGGUUUAUAUUUUAUCAAUAAAUUCGCUAUUAAAUUAAUAAGACUAUUUCCUUAACAAAUAACACUAAAAGAAAUAAAGAAUGAAUUCAGAGGUCCACUACACUGUCUAAUAAAAUAAAUGAACAAAGGCCGCACACUUCAACAACACAUUACAAUAAUACAAUUCACACAUCCAAAUAUUAAAAUAUACAGAGUAUUAAAUAAAAGAAGAAAAGAUAAGGUUGAUUUUCCGGCUUCCAGAGAUAGUCAGCGGUCUAGCACAGCACCGGCGGGCAGCGGUUAAUUUUCAAAUAAUCAGUCUUCUUCAAUUUCUCCUCUUGGUCUCUUCGUUUUUUGGGCUGAGCUGCUGAGGUCAAAGGAGUAAGGUUGUAAGGACGUAAUGUUUAUUCAAUUAUUUUCCAUUGAGAAAAUGGAAUGUCGUUUAUUGCAAAACUGCCCGUCGUUUUACUUUAAUUUUUUCCUUUUCUAAGUUCUAACUCCAUCAAACGAUGUCGUUCAGCUAAAUGAUUUUCUCAACCUUUGUUCGUACUUCGUAUCAGCGCACCAGCGAGCAAAGGACAGGGGCGUCGGGCACCGAUUGACUGUGAAGGUAGAAACAAUUCAGGGGCGCCGGCCAAAAUCUUACCUAUAUAUACCUUAACGGCUCCGGGUGGCGUCGGCACCGGCUCGCACCCCCUGGUUCCUCCGUUGUGCACAGGGUUCGAUCGGUGUAAAACCGGCUAUGAUUGUGACUCAUCUUCUCUCACGCCGAAGGCAACGAUUUAACAUGUUCUUUGGAACAGGGCCCACCAAAUUUUGGAGCCCCAUUUUUUCAAUAUUAGUAUUAUGAAUACUACCUUCAUAAUAACAAUAAUAUAAAUAAAUAAGUAAAAUGAGUAUAUAAAAUGAGUAUACUAAUCGGCAACCAGUCUAGGAGUUAUUCUUUAAAAAUCGGGCGCAAAGCGGCCGACUCAUCAUUUCUAGCUGAUCGCUAAUCAACAUAUUCGCAAUUCCGCAUACGGCCACUAACUAUUUCAAUUUUCAAAUAAUCGAAUUCAAUUCUCUAGGAUUGGAAAUCAGUUCAUCCUCUGCGAAAGCGGUUCUCGAAUCACGUGUCUCUCCUACUCUUUAGGCUCUCAUCUCUGUUGCUUUGUUCUCUCAAUCUGCCUUCAAGUUUUUUACCCUUUUCUCACUUUUAUUGCAAUAUCGUCUAUUUGCCUCAAACUUUAAUCGCAUGUUGCUCCCUUCACUUCCGGUUCUUACUUUUGACCUUCAUUUCACAUUUGUUAUUAAAAUUGUUAAUUGUUAAUCCGUACUUGUUAACUUCAAGAAUAAAAAAUCCGGCUUUUGUAAUUUUUAAAUUUUGUUGAACUUUGUGAGUUUUUUAUUAUUUGUGAUUUUAAUUCUUAUGUGGGCCUCCAUUUUGGUAUGAAGAACAAGACCUCUAAAUUUAUUAGUCGACUCUGUUCUGGAGAGGUCGGACUCAUCCUAGAGCUUAUAAUGGGAGACGUUAGAAGAGUCCUAUCAUGAUUAGACUAUUAAAUGUAUCGGUUAUAUCUUUUUAGGCUACUAUAGUUCUACGUCUAUAAAUACUUCCUAUAAUUACUCUGAAAAGGAUCCGCCUUUUGAAAAAUAAAAAGCCUUACAAUGCCUAAGAUACUCUAUUCAUGUAAACUAGUUCUCAUAAUCUAUCUAUCUAUUUAUAUAUAAGAAAAGACAUAGCUCAUAUAAAGACAUUCCUAUCCUUAAAAAUACCUACGUAUCUUUAUUCCCAACUUUCCCUCUUUUCAUAUCCUGCUGCCACGUGGCUCACUCAUGUGUUUAAGCGUCUUUUAGCUCUCAUGACCGAACGAAAUUUCACGCCCGUUUCUUUCUAUCUUCUCCGCACUCACCUAUUUUUCACAGCUGUUUGCUUGGGAAAUUCACCUAAAGCUAUUCAGAAUUCAAAACCUAUCUUCAAACUCGCACAUCUCACACGAGUUUUACCACUUACAAGACCAACAGGUCUCUCAUCCACUUGCUUUCGAUGUACGGGAUUACCCACCUUUGGGCCAUUGCCGCUCUAGUUCAAUCAUCUUGAUGUCCAAAUGGAUAUAAAAAAUCACGGCUUCGGCGAUUAAAGUGCUCAUUGAGUUUGAAUACAACUUAAACAAUUGUUUGAGCCUCACAGUGUUCCCUUUUGAGGAAGUAUAUAUCUUGACAUCUUACCAUGUAUAACACGCCUCUCCCGCUCCCCAUCCACGGAAUUACCGCAAUUUUGAGGGACGUCACAGCACAAACCACUGCAAUACAAGUUGGUGAAGCUAAUUGAUGAGUUAACCAUUGUACCACCUUCACCAACAUAUGUUAGCUGACCUCCCGACAACAGUUGACGAAGAUCUGCAAUGGGGGGAAAUCAGAUGGUUAUUAACAACCAAGGAAAAGGAAAAAGGAAGGUGAAGAUAGAAACAUGUCAAAAAGAGAUGCUUCCAAGGAUUCCCCGACCGGUUAUGGUGAUUCUUUGUAUUUUUUAUUCAUUUUUACACUCAUGUGCUUUCUUUCUAAGGUGAUGAACUAUUCUAGGUUCUCCAUUCUAAUGGCAUUGCACAAGUUCUCUUUUAGGAGGCAUUGUAUAAUAUUUUAGUGCUUCUAUGUAUGGGUUAUGGUGAAGCUCUUGAAACUGAGUCCAAAAAGUUAGUUGAAAUGGCAGCUGAUGAUGUUCCACUCCACAACAUUCAUGCGAACACCAAUCUGAUUGGGUAAGAUUCACAUGGAAAAUAUAAAUGACUGAUGUUCUUAAGAUGGGUAAGCUGCAAAAUAAGCACCACAUGUCCCAAGUUAAUUAUUUAUGAAUGGUUUUGAAAAGAUAAUCGUGUUAAUUAUUUAUGUCUUCCUUAGAACUAUAUCAUCAAAAGCAGAGAUCAUUUUUAUGGGAGCAAAUUUCACCACAAACUCCCUAACUAAAAUUUCUUUAAUAGUACCAUCCGAUCUAUCCACAUUAAAAAGUAUAUUAUUUCAAAUCGAAUUGAGUUUGACAUUCAUUUCCAUUAAAUUUAGUCUUAUUUCAUAUCUUAUUCAGUACAACAAUACUCCUCUUAUUACUCAAUUUCUCCCAAAAGUGUGAGUUAAUCAAUAUUUGAAGGGCUGUGACAUAUAUAAUAUGGUUUUGGUAUUGCUUUUGAUUUUUAUAUUUAUUUUGGAAAACUGGAAUUGAGUUUGUUUUUGUAGCUAAUCCACUUGCCUUAUCACUUCAGUAUGAGUUUUGCAUUUGACUCAUUCGUUUUUACUAAUAAUAAGUUAAAGUCCAAUUUUUUUUCUUGACUCAUCGGAUUUUACUUGAGGAACGGAACAACUUCUAAGUCUAGGAUAUUUCAAGAAAUCUAGGCAAAACUUUCGUUGUGUAGUUUUCUAUCCCCUUCGAAUUUCAGUGUCGAUAUACUUUUGCAUCUCUUGAAAUGAUAUGUGAUAAGUCCGUAUUUAGACACGCAUUUGAUGCGUGUUGGGAUCGGCUUUUGAUGGUUUUCCUAGCUUUAAAGUGUUACAAGUCUCAAUUUUAGCUCAAGUUAUGUUUAUCGGGCGUUGGUUCGAGUUUUGUGUUGUUUGGAGUCAAAAUCAGGAAUUUAGAGUCCGGCACCGGCGCUUAAGAAGUAAUCGGGAAGAGUUGGAGAACAUUCGAGAGAGAUUUGAGAGUUUUGGAGGCCACCAGGAGGUUCACGGCGAAGAUUUGAUGAAGAAACGGCCUUUGGAUUGAUUAAAGAAGUAUCCGGGAGCAAACGGGGGAAAAAAUGGCAAGAAAACGGUCCAAGAGCAUUCCGCGCGCCCCGCGGUGCGGUUCUGCACGCCCCGCGGACGAUUCUGAAAGAAAAUAGUUGAGGGGUCUGAACCGCACACCGCGCGGCCGAAACCGCACACCGCGCGGCCAAAACCGCACACCGCGCGGUCCAGAAAUAGCCCCCAGAAGUACCCGCGCGGUUGCAUAGUGCGGCGCCCGCACACCGUGCGGGCGGAGCGAAAGACGGAAGACGGAAAAACGCGCGCGUGACCGCGCGGUGACCCGCACGGCGUGCGGACGACCGCGUGGCCUGAUUUUCGGCGUGUUUUCGGAUUUUUCUAUAAAUAGACCCCUAUUUUGCCUGUUUUUGGGGGAGGAGCUUAGAGAGAUAAACCCUAUUUCGAUUUUUGAGAUUUUUUCAAGCCUUGUUCUUCAAGAUUAAGAGAUUCUUUGUAAGUUCUAUCUUUUUAAUUAAUGACAAUUAUUUCUAUUCAUCCCA
Molecule: messenger RNA, 5348 nt
Organism: Cuscuta epithymum
Lineage: Eukaryota; Viridiplantae; Streptophyta; Magnoliopsida; Solanales; Convolvulaceae
Source: the annotation of a GenBank genome assembly